AUGCAAGUUGUUGACUGUAUUGGAAUAGAUUUAGGAACAACUAACUCAUGUGUUGCCUAUUAUAAAAAUAGUGAAUAUCAUGUUGUUAGUGAAAAUGGCCGUGGUUAUAUUCCUUCCGUGAUUGCUGUUGAUGGAUACAAGACCAUUUGUGGAUUUCCAGCUGAAUUACUUAAAGGAAGGAAGAAUGCGGCAUAUGAACUGAAACGUAUAUUGGGUAAGAGAUUUUCAGAUCCAAUAGCACAGGAAUGCAAAAGACCUGAUGACAGUAUAAUUGUUCAUUUGCAAGAUAAGGAACGCAGCUAUGAUCUUGCAGUGAACGAGUUGUAUUCAAUGCUGAUAAAAAGUAUUAUUGAGAAAAGUGAGGCUGUUAUUGGGGAUACUGUGAAAAAAGCUGUUAUCACUGUUCCGGCUACAUUUUCGGAUAUUUAUCGUUCCAUUACUAUGCUCUGUGCUGAGGCAGCUGGAUUGGAGGUUGUUCAAAUACUGGAGGAACCUGUGGCAGCGGCAAUUUGUUAUGCUGACCAAAUUGAAAACAACAGUAAUGUGUUGGUAUUCGAUAUGGGAGGUGGUACUUUUGAUGUCUGUAUUCUUGAAAUUACAGCUGAUGAGCAUGGACAACGAUUAUAUAAAAAGCUGGCCACAGAUGGCGAUCCUUUCUUAGGGGGAAUGGAUAUUACCAAGAAGUUAGCAGAAUCUGUUAGAAAACGAUUACAGGAUGCUGGGCGUGACAUUCCUAACGAAAGCAAGCUCCUCAGUAUGUGUGAGAAAGUAAAAAUAGAAAUAUCGAUGCAUGACUCAGCCGAUUUGGGUAACUAUAAUGAUGAUUAUGAAGGUAUUCUUGUUACUCGAGAUGAGUUAGAACGUUAUAUUUCUGAUAUAACCAAUAAGGCUAUUCAGAUUGUAAACAGGUGCGUGGAAAGAGCCGGAUUGGCAGCUGUAAAUAUUGAUUCUGUUAUCAUGGUGGGAGGUUCAUCUAAUUUGGAGUAUUUUAAAGGAAAGCUAAAUCAGAUAUUCCGAAGAGUAGAAAGAACUCUAAAUGUAGAGGAAGCCAUAGCUAAAGGUGCCUUGAUGUAUUAUAUGGGAGUGAAUGGAAUGCUCAACAACACCCAAAUUGUGUUGAGGAUGGAAACGAAUGCUCGCUAUGUGAUUCAACAACCAAAUGACCAGGUCUAUGUGAUGAUUGAUAAUAAGAGGCCCUAUGGAAUUGAAAUACAGAAGAAGUUCACCACAUUCCGAGAUGGCGAUUCGUUCAUCCAGCUUCCUUUGGCCCAAGGAAAUAGCAAUCUAUUCAGCGAGAAUCAGUACAUUGGCCGUCUUAUAAUCCGCAAUAUCCCAAUCAAGCCGAAGGGAGAAGUGGUUGUCACUGUGCAUUGCAAGGUCGAUAUGAAUGGAAUCGUGCAUUUCUCUGCGAAAAUGGAUCCGAUCGAUGGUUUCCCCGAGCGAGACGCCGUUGCGGAACUGUCGAACCCCGUGCUGCCAACAGAUAGGGAAGAGGUGGUUCAGACGAUUAACUACUAUGGCAAGAAACGUGAGGAAGUCGAGAAGCAGAAGCAGAAAGUGCGAUGUCAACAACAGCUGAUGAAGAUGAAAUCGUGCUUAUCCGAUCGCAGAUACGAAGGAAAUAUGUGGUAUUAUUAUUCGCUCGUUCAAAAUUGGUGUGAUUAUGCGGAUGUUACGUCUAAGGAAUACGAAACGGUGAUCAAUGGCAUCCUUGACCAAUUGGGAACAGAAGGUUUUAUGCGGCACGAAGUCGAAGUGGCCUAAGUCUUGUAAUUGUU
Messenger RNA from Blastocystis hominis, 1778 nucleotides. RefSeq lists its product as hypothetical. Gene Ontology annotation, molecular function: ATP-dependent protein folding chaperone; misfolded protein binding; ATP hydrolysis activity. Bases 1 to 1764 code for a protein of 587 amino acids. The transcript has 2 exons. The record is from RefSeq and is a predicted model, not a curated record. Lineage: Eukaryota; Bigyra; Opalinata; Blastocystidae. Gene Ontology annotation, cellular component: cytoplasm. Gene Ontology annotation, biological process: cellular response to unfolded protein; protein refolding.